Magallana angulata is the source of this 1065-nucleotide messenger RNA. RefSeq lists its product as uncharacterized. The transcript has 3 exons. Gene Ontology annotation, molecular function: protein binding. Lineage: Eukaryota; Metazoa; Mollusca; Bivalvia; Ostreida; Ostreidae. The coding region runs from base 1 to 990 and encodes 329 amino acids. The record is from RefSeq and is a predicted model, not a curated record.
AUGCUUCGGGCAUCAAAGACUCUCUCCCUCAUAUUCCCUUUUGCCUUAUCUACUACAUUUGUAUCUACCAGCCAAGCACUAUAUAAGCUAUCAGAAGUUCUGUGCCACGCGAACGUGACUCAAAGGAAAAUGAAUUUGGUAGCGGUUGUCUGUUCCGCAAUAGUUUGGGUUGUGGUGAGCGGCGACUCAGAGGUGGAGUCUCUUCGGCGUGAAGUGGAAAGUCUGAAGAAUGUGGUGGUAAGUCUCCACGAUGUUUGCGGCCUUCAUUCUUCAGAGAUUAAGUCACUGCAGAAAACGGCAGAAGACCAACAAAAGACAAUAGAAAUACAACAGGUGCUCAUUAAAAAGCUUUUGUCAGAGAAUCAAGACCUUAAAAAUAAAUCUCGGAAUUGGAGUUUCAAACGGACUGGUUUAGUAAACCAAAAAAGUGAAAACGUCGGGGAACAUCACAUACCGGUAUAUGAAAACUCAAUGCUCAUAGGGGGCUUUCAGGAAAGUUCACAAGAAGGAUUGCUGGCUGAAGACCAAAGAAAUAAACGGCUUCUAUCCCAAACUACCCCAGGGUCGCCUGUUCAAAACGCUGUUGCUUUCUAUGCUUACAUGUCAACAUCAGUGUCUUAUACCAACAAUCAUCAUGUCCCAGUCUUUGAUACAGUGAAAACUAACAUUGGAGACAGUUUCCACCAUAGUACUGGAGUAUUUAUGGUUCCAUCAUCAGGUUUGUAUGUCUUCACAUGGACAAUCCGAGAACACGAUGGUAGUCAACAUUCUGUUGCCUUGGUGAUUAACAAUGAAGAGUAUGGGGCUGUUUACCAAAAGGUGCAUGUCGGGGAGUACGACCAGUGCAGUACAACUGUUGUUCUUUACCUUAACCAAAGGGACGAUGUAUAUCUGAGAACCAGAAACGGAGGCGGAAUGCCAGACGGAAACCUGCCUAUGACGUGUAACCCAUGGGGAAGAACGUCUUCUUCUGGUUGGAAAAUCAAUUAGGUGCUUAUAUCUGAAACUACGUGGUCGUGUGUCAUCAACAAUAUUUAUAUGAAUAGAGUAGAAUAUUCAGAAUAC